UUUGCAUAAUCCUUCGUAUGUUUAGUUUCAUUUUAAGAAAAGCGAGAGAGAGACAGAAAUCCUAAAAAUUGUCUUUCACUGUUUAGACAAAAAAAAAAAAGAAAACCCUCCAACCAGAAGCCUACAUUUCCCAUACACCCCCUCGGUUUAAAGCACCUCUCAGAAGGGUUUGUGGGAUUUGAAGGAUUAGUCUUUGAGCCGUGCGCCACCAUUUGCUGGAGUUUUACUGAAAUAGACUACAUCACCCACACAUGCUUGAGUCGCAAACGUUGGCUCAUCCUUGACCGGAGGAGAUCGGCUUUUUGCUGCAUAUUGCAGACAGACACCGGGCUAAUGAAAUAAUUAUCUUGCCGGCCAAUGUGAACUUGAUGGAUGUGAGGACUCCUUCAUGUCAUCCUUCAGUGGGCUCAGCAUGGCGCAGGAGGAGGACAAACACAGCCUGGAGGCGAAAUUUGCUGCCGCAGUUAAAGUGAUCCGGAGUUUGCCUGAAGAAGGUACUUUUCAGCCAUCUGAUGACAUGAUGCUGAUGUUCUAUAGUUACUAUAAGCAGGCCACCAUCGGGCCAUGCAGCAUUCCCAGACCCACUGGCUUCUGGGACACCCGUGGCAAAGCUAAAUGGGAUGCAUGGAGCGCUUUAGGAAAUAUGACAAAGGAGGAAGCCAUGAAGAAUUAUAUUGAGAACAUCCAGCUGAUUCUGGAGACUGUGCCAAUUUCAGAAGAGGUCUCUGACCUGGUACAGAUGCUGGGAAAUUUCUACACAGAGGUAGGAGGAGAAGAGGCUGAAGAAAAUGAGGUGGACAGGAGACCCUUCACCAGGCCAUUUGCACAGCAUGCAGGCGGACUGGUUAAACCCUUUAAGAAACCAACAAUGGAAGGCUAUGGGGAUCUGUGGGAUGAUAUUCAAAGCCUCCAUGAAAACGAAAAAGACAGCAGUGCUCGUGGCUUAAGUGUCAGUAGCGAGGAGGGAAGCAAGGAGAAUAGUGAAGUCGAGAGAAAAGAGGGAAGUAGUGAAUGGAGGAGAAGUGAGGAAGAGGAAAGUGGGGAUGAAGAACACAAUGCAAACGAUGAAGACAAAGAGGAGGAAAGAGACUGGAGUCCCGAUCCACAGCUAUUAAUGGUGGAGGACAAGAGGUGGAGGUCUGACACUAAGGGCUCCUGCAGCAGUGUGGAGCCCAGCAUGUCCUCCUUCACCAACGGCACGCACAGCUCCCUCAACAGCGAUAUGGAGGAGGAGGAACUGGCAUGUUCCAUAGAGCCCAGUGUACAGUGUAACCCAUACAUGCACAUUAAUGGACAUUUGAGUGAUCAUAGCGAGACUGUUCCUGAGAAGAACCGUCGAUCCACUGACUCAGAUAAUGAAGAGUUCUGUGACUCAAUGGAGCAUCUAGCAGUGGAAGAGCAGCUCUCCACAUCCAAGGGCCUGUCACCGGGACUGGGAGCUGCCUCAGGGAGGCAAAGGGAUCUUUGGUUUGAGAGCAACACUACCCUGAUAGAUGGAGAAGAUCAAAUACUCACAGGAGAUUUUAAAGAAGGGCUUAGUCCAGGAAAACACAACAGCUCCCUGUCAAGAACAGGGAGAGGUUCUCAGACACCGAGGGCCACCUGCAGCUCUGAGCUGUGUGUCCGCGUAGAUGCCGCCUGCUGUGGCAUGUCAACGUGCAGCCUGCGUCCUGUCAGUGUUACCAGGGGAAACAUCAACGAGCAAAUAGCCACGGCUCUGCUGAGGCUGCAGCAUGACAUGGCCAAUGUGCUGCACAGGCUGCACGCUCUGGAGGAGCUGACCAAGUCGCAGUCAAGAUCAUCUUUGUCAAGGCGGGAGGACUCUGUAACUGCUGUGAGACAGUUCCUGAGACCGUCAUGGUGGCCUUGUGACUUCUCUCCACUCACAGUCGUGUUCACUGCACUCUGGCCUCUUAUCACCCAUUGGCUCGUCCAGCUUUACUUACAACGUAAGAGAAGCAAAAUACCAUGAAUUGUCAACGUUGCUCAGGAAAGAUGAACUGCGGAUGACGAUGACGCACUUUUUCUGGUUUUGUGGCUUUCUGGAGCCAAAGGCAGACACAGAGUGCAAUGAGGCAUCGGUAGAAUUUAAAAGGCUGUUUUAGAUAAAUAAAUGGUUGGAAACUUGGCAAUGUAGUGAAGCAUUUUAACUUGAAGCAAACUUUUGAGGUAUAUAAGAAAAGGGGGUGGUUUAGUUAUUACCAACGCUGGCCCAAUUUCUUUGUUCCAGUUAGUCUAUCAUGGGGUGGUGAUGUCAUGGAUGACUCAGAGAUCAUUCUACAUCAUUAUUGUACAUUUUAUAGUUUAAUUAGUUUUUUUUUUUCAAACUGCAGUGUUUCAUUACAAAUAAUGUAAAGUAAUUACAAUUACAUCAGUCUUUUAUAUGUGUUGUCUUGAAUAAUUAAAUGUUUUAGGAGAAUUUCUUUUAAAGUCAAAUAGACAUUUAAAGUGAGAGAUAUUAUUUUUGUGUCAAACUAUUUUUUUUAUAGGUUUAUAGUAACCCAAAAAAGAAACCGAGAAGAGUGAAGACAAUCCAUAUAUCUGUAUGUAAACAUUCUUGUUUCUUGUCAGCUUUAAGGAAAGAAUGAAGAAUAUUGUUUGUUUUGCGCAAGGAUAAUGCCUACAGUUACAGUAAAAUAUUAUAUGAAAUACACUGAAAACUGUAAUAAACGCAUUCUUUGAAGAAUCAUA
This is a messenger RNA of Archocentrus centrarchus (flier cichlid), 2691 nucleotides long. RefSeq names its product acyl-CoA-binding domain-containing protein 5-B-like. Lineage: Eukaryota; Metazoa; Chordata; Actinopteri; Cichliformes; Cichlidae. Bases 389 to 1972 code for a protein of 527 amino acids. Gene Ontology annotation, cellular component: cytoplasm; peroxisome. Gene Ontology annotation, biological process: pexophagy; fatty acid metabolic process. The record is from RefSeq and is a predicted model, not a curated record. Gene Ontology annotation, molecular function: fatty-acyl-CoA binding. The transcript has 14 exons.